Schistosoma rodhaini is the source of this 720-nucleotide messenger RNA. The record is from the annotation of a GenBank genome assembly. Lineage: Eukaryota; Metazoa; Platyhelminthes; Trematoda; Strigeidida; Schistosomatidae.
AUGACAAUUGAUAAUGUCCAUAAUACAGGUGAAGUUAAGGUCUCCGGUGUAGGAGAAACAACCUCAGAACCUGACUGCUGCAAAGUAGAGAUUUUAGUGUGUUCUAAAAAACCUACAUGUAGUUCAGCAGAAGAGAGCGCGAGAAAAAGAGCUGAAUACGCUCGACAAGCAAUUUAUAACAGACGUCUCAAAAAGUUUAAUGUUGUUGAGCAUUUUGAUGCUGUCACGGAAGAUAAUGGUGUCAAUGCUGUGUACAAGUUUGAGAUAACUACAUGUGACAUUUCUGGGAUAAAAAGCCUUUUAGGAUAUCUUAAGUCCAAGUUACCCACAUAUGUAAGACUGGGGACCGUAGAGUGCUUCUAUUCCAAAAAGCGGAUGUUCGAACUACGCAAAGAAGCUGUUGAACAAGCCGUUUCAGAUGCUAAACAUAAAGCUGAAUUAAUAGCAUCGGCAUUUGGACAAAGAAUUCAAGGUUUGAUCAAUGUUAUUGAAGAUGAAUGUGAUUUUACUGAUGAGCAGCUGCAAAUAACUACACCAAGGUCAAAUAACUUCAAUGAUUACUGUCAAUUAAAACAAUUGAACAAUGAAAACAAUACCGAUGGUGGCGUUGGUCAAUUGUAUGAACGGCCAUUCGAUUGGAAUAAGUCAUUACGCAAUGCUCAAAGACGUAUACGGAUAAAAUUACAUGUUAUCUGUGCUCUAAGCAAUUUUAAUAACUAA